AUGGCUGCUUACUACCACGGAAACCCUCCGGAGAUCUCAGCCGGAUCCGACGGUGGUUUACAAACGUUGAUCCUCAUGAAUCCAACGACUUACGUUCAAUACACUCAGCAAGACGACGACUCCAACAACAACAAUAACACCAACACAAGCAACACAAACAACAACAACAACAGUUUCGUGUUCCUCGAUUCACACGCGCCGCCGCAAAACGGGAGCCAGCAGUUCGUCGGAAUCCCACUCUCCGGCCACGAAGCAGCUUCCAUUACAGCCGCCGACAACAUCUCCGUACUUCACGGAUACCCUCCGCGCGUGCAGUACAGUCUCUACAGUAGCCACCAAGUGGAUCCCACUCACCAGCAAGCCGCGUGCGAGACGCCACGCGCGCAACAAGGCCUCUCUUUGACUCUCUCGUCUCAACAACAGCAGCAACAACAUCAGCACCAACACCAGCCUCUCCAUCACGUCGGUUUCGGUUCCGGACCCGGAGAGGAUAUCCGCGUCGGGCCAGGCUCGGCAGGAUCGGGAGUAACAAACGGGAUAGCGAACCUCGUUAGCUCCAAGUACUUGAAAGCAGCGCAAGAGCUUCUAGACGAAGUAGUCAACGCUGAUUCUAACGACAUCAACGCUAAAUCCCAACUCUUCUCAUCCAAGAAAGCGAGCAGUGGAAAUGAUAAUAAAGCUGCUGGAGAAUCCUCCGCCGGCGCUGGAGAAGGUUCCGGUGACGGUGGAGAAGCAUCUGGGAAACGUACGGUGGAGCUAGGCACGGCGGAGAGGCAGGAAAUACAGAUGAAGAAAGCAAAGCUGAGCAACAUGCUUCAUGAGGUGGAGCAGAGAUACAGACAGUAUCACCAGCAGAUGCAGAUGGUGAUAUCGGCGUUUGAGCAAGCGGCAGGGAUAGGGUCAGCUAAGUCUUACACGUCGCUUGCAUUGAAGACCAUAUCAAGACAGUUCCGGUGCUUGAAAGAAGCGAUCGCUGGUCAAAUAAAAGCAGCCAACAAGAGCCUUGGGGAGGAAGAUUCGGUCUCUGGUGUUGGUAGGUUUGAAGGAUCAAGGCUCAAGUUCGUAGACCAUCACUUGAGACAACAGAGAGCUCUUCAGCAACUUGGAAUGAUUCAACAUCCUUCCAAUAAUGCUUGGAGACCUCAACGUGGUCUCCCCGAACGAGCCGUCUCGGUUCUCCGUGCUUGGCUCUUCGAACACUUUCUUCACCCAUACCCUAAGGAUUCGGACAAGCACAUGCUAGCCAAGCAAACAGGACUCACUCGGAGCCAAGUUUCGAACUGGUUUAUAAACGCGAGAGUUAGGCUAUGGAAACCAAUGGUGGAAGAGAUGUACAUGGAGGAGAUGAAGGAGCAGGGAAAGAACAUGGGAUCAAUGGAGAAGACACCUAAUUUGGAUCAAAACAAUGAAGAUUCUGCUUCUAAAUCAACGAGUAACCAAGAGAAAAGCCCCAUGGGAGGCGGCGCCGACACUUACCAUUUGAAUGCCAAUCACAGCGGUGACCUAGAAGGCGUCACUGGAAUGCAAGGAAGUCCCAAGAGGCUAAGAACAAGCGACGAGACAAUGAUGCAGCCUAUAAAUGCGGAUUUCAGCUCGAACGAGAAACUCACGAUGAAGAUUUUAGAAGAACGGCAAGGGAUAAGAUCAGACGGUGGAUACCCUUUCAUGGGAAGUUUUGGACAAUACCAAAUGGAUGAGAUGUCAAGAUUUGAUGUAUCUGUCUCCGACCAGGAGCUCUUAGCGCAAAGGUACUCAGGAAACAACAAUGGCGUGUCUCUCACGUUAGGGUUACCUCACUGUGAUAGCUUGUCUUCCACGCAUCAUCAGAGUUUCAUGCAGACCCACCAUGGGAUUCCGAUUGGGAGAAGAGUGAAAAUAGGAGAAACAGAGGAAUAUGGAUCUGCCGGCAUUAAUGGUGGCGGCUCGGCCGCAACAGUGCAUUCAUCAGCUGCAGCAGCCGCGGCUUACAAUGGGAUGAACAUACAGAACCAGAAGAGAUAUGUGGCUCAGUUAUUGCCUGACUUCGUUGCUUAA
Molecule: messenger RNA, 2034 nt
Organism: Microthlaspi erraticum
Lineage: Eukaryota; Viridiplantae; Streptophyta; Magnoliopsida; Brassicales; Brassicaceae
Source: the annotation of a GenBank genome assembly